Molecule: messenger RNA, 4587 nt
Organism: Sphaeramia orbicularis (orbiculate cardinalfish)
Lineage: Eukaryota; Metazoa; Chordata; Actinopteri; Kurtiformes; Apogonidae
Gene: cntn5
Product: contactin 5
Exons: 24
Coding region: 468-3761 (1097 amino acids)
Biological process (GO): brain development; axon guidance; cell-cell adhesion
Cellular component (GO): axon; plasma membrane
Molecular function (GO): cell-cell adhesion mediator activity
Source: RefSeq, a predicted model, not a curated record
GAUGCUGCUGCAGAGAAGCCCGAGCGGCUGCAGCGGUGGAGGCUGACUGAGAGAUCCGACCAACCCUUCGGUCCACGUCGACGCUCAGCCCCGGCUCACAGCUCCCUGAACCCGGUGUGUGGGGGGGGGAUAAAGCAGGUCUGACACCGGAGGGAGCCGGGACCGACAGACACGCACAGAUAUUAGUGUCAGUUGUGUUCUACUGGAGGAUGUACUGUUCACGGUGCCUGACCACAUAGAGGAGCCGGACCGGAGUGGAUACUGUUCAAACCGCUUCCAUUCCGUCGGAAACAGGAGGACACAGGCGGAUCCGGAUCUCCAAAGCCAUCAUCCACAUCCAGGAGGACAAACCCAAACUAAAACCCAGGACCACUUUUGUUUGGUUUUGUUUUUUCUACAUUUCCGUGCAGCUUUAAUGAAGAAGCGGACCUGCUAACAUUCUUACAGAAGGGACCUCUUCAACAAGUAUGGGGUCACCAUGGAAACCAUUUCUCCUCCUGUCUGUCAUCAGUGGCCUUUCAGACUUUGCCAGAGCUGUCGCAGCGCGGCCUAUAUCCUACGCUGCAGUAUUACGAAUGAAAUCCGACAGCUCUUCGUCACUGCUCAACUCGCGCAGCAGACCUCGACAACCGCACGGUGGACUGGCGACUCCUGACUGGCCUGGUUUUUCCAGUCACCCCCUGUCAGCCCUGAGCCUGCUCAGCUCUCAGGAGGACUACAGGAGCGAAGAGAGUGAAGAAUUUGGGCCGGUUUUUAUCCAGGAGCCAGACGAUGUUAUUUUUUCGUUGGAUUCUGAUGAAAAGAAAGUGGUGAUGCACUGCGAAGCACGAGGGAAUCCACCGCCCACGUACAGUUGGUACAUCAAUGGAACAGAAGUAGACGCCGAUGCAGAUUACCGCUUCAGUUUCAUAGACGGGAACUUAAUUAUUACCAACGCGAGUGAGAUCACCGACUAUGGGAAGUACCAGUGUAAAGCGGACAACAGCUUCGGGACGGUCCUGAGUCGGGAGGGAUUUUUACAGUUUGCGUAUCUGGGCGCUUUCAGCACAAAGACCAGAGGUGGUGUUUCGGUGCGUGAAGGUCAAGGUGUGGUUCUGAUGUGCACCCCCCCUCCUCAUUCACCAGAGAUCAUCUACAGCUGGGUUUUUAAUGAGUUUCCCUCGUUCGUCGCUGAGGACAGUCGUCGUUUCAUCUCCCAGGAUACGGGAAACCUGUACAUCUCCAAGGUUCAACCCUCAGAUGUAGGAAGUUACAUCUGUCUGGUGAAGAACACGGUGACGAACGCAAGAGUUCUGAGUCCGCCGACGCCUCUGACGCUGAAAACUGACGGUGUCAUGGGUGAAUAUGAGCCCAAAAUUGAAGUGCAUUUCCCCACAUCUGUUCUCGCAGCCAGAGGAGUCACUGUCAGACUGGAGUGCUUCGCUCUGGGGAAUCCGGUCCCGACAAUCACAUGGAGGAAGAUCAACGGCAACAUCCCGAAAAAGGCCAGACUGAGGAAGUCCCAGGCCAUCCUGGAGAUUCCCAACAUCCAACUGGAGGACUCAGGAACCUAUGAAUGCAAAGCAGAGAAUCCCAGAGGAGGAACCGCCUUCAAAGGACACCUCCAGGUUUACACCCUCCCUCAGUGGGUCAGAAUGAUUAAUGAUACUCAGAUGGAUAGUGGAGAGAAACUCCAGUGGGAGUGCAAGGCCAUGGGGAGGCCCCGGCCCACCUAUCGCUGGCUCCGUAAUGGGCUGCCCUUGACAUCCCAGGGUCGGAUGGAGAUACUGAACGGAGAGCUGACCAUUCAGAGAGUCCAGCAGACGGAUUCUGGAAUGUACCAGUGUGUGGCGGAAAAUAAAUACGGAGCUGUCUACUCCAACGCCGAACUCAAGAUAUUAGCAUCGGCUCCGGUUUUUAUUCCCAAUCCCAUUCGAGUCAUCGCCACGUUGGGGAAGGACGUGUCUCUGGAAUGUAAACCCCGGGCGUCACCCAAACCCCGGAUCACAUGGAAGAGAGGAGACCGCAGGAUCCAGCCCAGUAAAAGGAUUAUGUUGUUACGGAACAACACUCUGAGGAUUGUAAACUCCAGUCGAGCGGAUGAGGGGAGCUACGUCUGCCGGGCCGAGAACCAGUUGGGCUCGGCGGAGAUGACUGCCAUACUGUGGGUAAAAGAGGCCAUGCGUGUGGAGCUCAGCCCGAUCCGGGUGGAGGUGACGGUGGGCGAGAGCGUGGUGCUGAGCUGCAAGGCCAGCCAUGACACCUCCCUGGACGUGGCCUUCCAGUGGUUCUUCAACCAGAAACCCAUCAACUUCCAGGAGGACGGAGGCCACUUCGAAUACAUCCAGACUGUACGAGCCAAACAGUCGUCUACAGUGGAUCUGAUGAUUAGGAGCAUUCUGCUGAGGCAUGCUGGGAAAUAUGGGUGUCGAGCGCAGACCAGCGCUGACACUGUGUUUGCAGAAGCCGAGCUCCUCGUCCGAGGACCUCCUGGACCCCCUGGAGUGGUCAUCGUGGAGGAGAUCACAGAUACAACCGCCACCCUGUCCUGGACUCGAGGCCUGGACAACCACAGCCCCAUCAGCACCUAUAAUUUACAGGCGCGCAGCCCGUUUUCAUUAGGCUGGCAAACCGUCAAAACAGACCCCGACCCCGUCACAGGGGACAUGGAGUCGGCCAUGGCGGUGGAACUCAACCCGUGGGUGGAAUAUGAGUUCAGAGUGGUGGCCAGCAACGCCAUCGGGACCGGAGACCCCAGUGCACCUUCCAGAGGGGUUAGGACCAAAGAAGCAGUUCCGUCCGUGGCACCGACCAAUGUGAGCGGAGGGAACGGCCGCAGGCACGAACUGGUCAUCUCCUGGGAGCCUGUUUCUGAGGAGUUCCAGAAUGGCGAAGGUUUUGGGUAUAUCGUUGCGUUUCGCGCCAACGGAACCCGAGGCUGGAAAGAGAAGAUGGUGACGUCGGCCGACUCUACAACGUACAAGUACAGAGACGAGACCUUCCCUCCCCUGACCCCCUUCGAAGUUAAAGUCGGCGUCUAUAACAACAAGGGAGACGGGCCAUUCAGUAAAGUCGUCGUCAUCCACUCGGCUGAAGGCGAACCGAGGGAACCACCGUCUGAUGUGAAAGCGUACAGUAUUUCCUCUUCAGAAAUAAGGGUCAUUUGGAAACCGCCCAAUCCUGGUCCUGGAAAACCAAGAGGAUAUGAGGUCAGCUACUGGAAAGACAUGGAGCAGGAAGAGUCUGGAACCAAACAAAGAACUCAGAAAAACGAAACAUCCAUGGUGCUGACAGGACUAGAGAGUAACAGUGUGUACCACGUCACAGUAAAAGGCUUCAACAGCAUCGGCCAGGGUCCUGCCAGCGCCGCCGUCACUGCACGGACCAGGAAAGCCCCUCCCACUCAGCCUCCCACCAACCUCAUGUGGAUUCAAGAGGGCAACAACGUGUCUUUAAGCUGGAAUCCGGUGAAGGCGAAAGAAAAUGAAUCGGAUGUCAUCGGGUACAUGGUGUUGCUCAGACAGGAGGGCAGAGGACACAACCAGGUGACCAGAACCAUUAACCCGUCCACCAUGCUGUCGCUGCCGGAGGGAGGCACCUAUAUCAUCGAGGUUCGAGCGCUCAGCGAAGGGGGAGAGGGCGCGGUCAGCUCCCAGGUUCGAGUGGUCACCUCCUCUGGCGUUCGAGCAAAAAGCAACCAGAGCUCAGUGCACGGCGUGGAGCAGGGCCUGACGUGGACUGCGCUGCUCCUGGUUCUUCUGGUGCCUUCAGCUUCCUGGUGAGGCCACUGUGCCAUCCUCAUUUUCAUGGAGGGGAGCCCAGCGUCUCCCCGUCUCCCUCUGACUGCCUGCUUGCUUUGGCCUUAACCAUCCCGUCGGGCCCGAGGCCUGCCGAAGGGGUUCGAGUCUGCCGGUUUACAGCGACUCCUCACUCUCCGUCCUCUUUAGUUCCUCCUUCUGAAGCUCCCGGACGUUUGAUUUUGCACAUUUCUUUCCGACAUCGCGGUAGUGUUGUACUGUAGUGUACAUUGUGUGGAAAGAUUUGUUUCAUCAUUUCCUUUAACAUCAUGUGUUCCCUUCUCAUUGACUGGCAUCUAACCACUUCCAGACGGCUCCUCCAGCUCCGGGGCUCUGCAGAGCGUGAACAAUUCCUCGAAAGCCGCUGUGGUAGUAAUACAGGGAUCAGCCGGCCUGUUUCUUUUCAUUACUUAUCUGCAUCAAUUUACCCCUUGGCUGCCUAACAAGCAAUGCAGCAGAAGCUCAGUAGAGAUAAGUGCAUUGUUUUCUUAUUCACACAUUGAGGAGAAAAAAAAAACAAAAAAAAAAAAGUUUUUUUAUGGAACCAAGAAUCUUAAUAUUUCCAGACUUGGUUUUUGUACAUUGUGUUACCUUUAGAGACAAAACAGUGGUGUGUGUCAGCUUUGUCAAACUCUCUGUUUUUGGUAGCGGUAAAAGCAAUGCUUGGUGGUGAGUUUGUGGACUGUUGGAUGUAUGGACGUAGGAAACAGGUAUUGGUUUACCUGUAGUGCCCAAAUACAUCAUUAGACAAAGACAACUCUGUACGGACUCUUGGUGUCAGUACAAAUAAAUGUGAUGUAUAUUUUUUAAA